AUGAACUGCUCACCAACAGUCAUUUCCCUAUUUCAUACUGCAAUUGACAACAAAGAUGCUUCGAUGUUAGCUCAAUUAUGCAGACAAUUUGGAAUGAUCAACACUCUUCGCUCUAAUAUCUGGCGUAUUUUGUUGAAGGUGAAGCCAAUCAAGUUACCCAAUCCACUUCAUCUCACUGUAGUAGAAGCAGAUGUCCCACCACUUGUCAACAAUUUGAUAUCGUGCAUCAACCAAACGAAGCGCACUGAAUUAAUUAAAGACUCAUACACUAUAGCUACUUCAUUGGUUCAACCCAAAACAUCUCCAAACUUCAUUCCAACGGUAGUUAUAGCACUUGUCUUCUAUUAUUUAUAUCCGGAAGAGUCUGUAGAAUUUCGGUUGGGUGCUGUGUUCUCAUUUUUGAAUACCCUUCAGCCGUAUUUCUCACAUUUGUACCCUUCCAUCCAAAAAGGACUGUACUGUUUAAUGCACAUCCUUUUACAAUACCACGACCCACAACUGUGUUACUGUUUGGACUCUUUUAGAGUCGAGUCGGUCUUUUACACUCCACGAUUUUUGUACGGCGCUCUCUUCCCGACAGGAGAGACUAUUGGAGACAUUUUAAUUCUUUGGGACGAGUUCAUAUUGAACCCCAAUAAGCACAUCUUCUACUUUGCAGUCAUCGCCUAUUUGAUGCAAAUUAGAGACGAUAUCAUGAAAGAGACUAAGAAGAACGAAUUGAUCACACUUAUUAAGACUAAGAGAAUCACUUCGGAGCAAAUCCGGAUUGUGAUCUGUCGAGCUAAUGCACUCGAACAAGACACGUUGACGUCUUUUAAACUGUUACUUCAUUCCUGUUUCUAUAAUGAAGUGAUGUUCCAGAGAUGGUACUCACAGUCUUUGGGGUCGACUUUGGCACUCCCAGUCGAGCCAACAUCACUUCUUGCCGAUAUCAAAGGAGGGAUGGACGUCCUUUUCAUCGACUGUCGGACGCAAGAAAUGUUUCGCGGGGGGAAUAUAGGGAAUGCAAUUCAUUUUGACACGACCCGUCGGGAAGACGAGAAUUACGUGAAGUCUUUUUUUGAGCAGAAAUUGAUUCAAAAUGUGAUGGAACACAAGAAGAACAUUCACGUAGUUAUUUAUGGGUCUGGGGAAGUCGGGAAGAACACUCAACAAACGCCGACGUUGAGUGAGUUGACGAUGAUCAUGUUAGACUUUAUUAAACGUGGGAUGAAACAUUUAGGGGUGUUAUUAAGUGGAUACUUCUUAUAUCAUAAGAAUGCGAUGGCAAAGGUGAAUGGCUUUGAAAUCUUUAAUCAUACCCCAAAUUUGUGUCCCGUUUGUACUCCCCCAGAACUCGCGAAAUUACAAACAAAAUUAACAUCCUUGGGAGAAUCAACUAAACGAUUUGCUACAGACUUCUUCUAUGGACUGUCUACAAGACACCCUAACCCUAAUUCCUCAAAAAAAAGCGUCAACCCUCCUCAACCAGUAGAGAAAAGAACAUUCACACCGAUUAGAAAUGAACCAAAUAAGACAGAGAAAGGCAAUGGAAAUGGUAAUGACAGCGAAGAAAAAGUUUUAAAACAACAAAUGAAGUGCGAACCAAAUAAAACCGGAUUGAGGUCGUCACAACGGAUUGGAAGCCAAACGCAAUUACAACAAAAUCAAAUACCAAAUUUACUCGACUUGGGACUUGAAACAAUAACGGACCCUUCAUCUAAUGCGCAAUCACAAAGCGCAUCUUUAAAUACUUCAGAUAAUUUACCAAUUAAGCCACUGAGCCAAGAAAAGAUGCCGAUUAAGCCAUUGACUUUGAGUGACACAGAUGGCGACAACGAACAUAAAUUGAAGUUAACAUUUGACGAAGAGUAUAAUGAAGAUGACGAGGACAAUGAGCAUGCAAAUUAUUUUGAUGAAUUGAUGAAAGAAAGUCCGACAUUUGAGGCCGAUUAUAAUGUCGCGAGUAGUGAGUCCGUUGACUGUUGGAAACAUUGUUUGAUUAUCAUGAGUUCAGUCGAUAUGUUGAUCACUGAGAAACCGUCGGGCGACGGCGAAAUGUUUUUACUCGAGGAAAUCACUUACACCGACAUCGACAAGGUCUCGACGCGAGUCCAAGCAGCAGACGUAUUUAUAAUAGAAGUGACUGGAAAGAGAGUAGUCGUCAAAGUAGCACACUCUAAAGAGUUUCUCGACUUACUCAAUACUAAGAUGGCCCUUGACAAUUGA
Molecule: messenger RNA, 2208 nt
Organism: Entamoeba invadens IP1
Lineage: Eukaryota; Evosea; Mastigamoebida; Endamoebidae
Exons: 3
Coding region: 1-2208 (735 amino acids)
Biological process (GO): retrograde transport, endosome to Golgi
Cellular component (GO): trans-Golgi network
Source: RefSeq, a predicted model, not a curated record